UCUGCUCUUCCCCAUGACUGCAGCACACUCCGAUCCCCUUUCCUCAUCCCGACCUCCGCUCCUCCCGCAGCCGCAGGCCGGCCGCCGGUGGCCAAUCUCGGGAUAACGCCGCGUCAGCGGCCGUGUGUGGUAUCUGGUACUAAGACGAGCUCUCUGCGCGACACGGAAGGAGGAGACGACCGAGGCAUGCGGGGCUCGAGGAAAGGGAGGCGACGGCCUCCGGGCGAGUGGCAGCGGCUCCGGAACGCAGACGAGGCGGCCGCGGCGAGCUCGUUGCAGGCGGCGGCGGCGCUGGCCUCCCUCCAUCUUCCGCAUCCAGGACCCACGGCCACAGCAAGCGACUGCCAGGAUCAGGAACUGGUUGGGGCAGAGGGAGCACGCGGAAAGCGCAAGGGGAAGCGGAAGUGGGGCUUCAAGGCCGGCAAAGGAGACGCGGUGGACUCCGGUAGGCUUCCUCCUGGUCAUUUUGCUCAUCGCCGGUCAACCUGCAGGGGAGGAGUUGGUUCCAUAGAUGAAGUAUUACACGGCGAAGUGGGCAUCAGGAGCCGCUUCAGUGCAGCGCGGGUUCGGGAUAUCAUGCGGAGUCUUACACCCCGGCAGCAGGGAUAUGUGGCAAAGUAUGGAUUCGAGCACUUCAGUCGGAUUGGGGAAUUCUCUGUCCAUGAGCCACUGGCUGAGUGGAUCAUGGGGAAAAUUAAUCCUCCAUUCUCUGAGUUAAGAAUUAACACGGACAAGACAAUAGUUUUUAACAGGCCCCUUGUUCAGAAAGUUUUGGGUGUACCGGCAGGGGGGAGACCCUUUGUGCUUCAUGGGCAGAAGACGGAAAAAAUCAAACAACUACGAACUCUAUACUUAAAUAAUGGUCUAAGGGCAACCAUUCCCCAUGCCGUCAGUUUACUUAAGAACAACGAGGAUGAGGAGUCCUUCGUGAGGACAUUCCUGCUUAUUUUACUUGCAGCAGUGCUCACCCCAACCACUGGAAAUACCAUUGACCUCGACUACCUGUGGGCCUUUGAAGAUAUGUCGGCAGUGCAGGACCUCGAUUGGGCUGGCCAUAUCACGGAGCAUCUGAUGGAAGAGGUCCGGAAAUUUCAGUACAAAUCUAGGGAGGAGAAGAUGACAGACUUCUGGGUUGGCGGGUGCUUGCCUUUGCUCAUGAUUGCUUAUAUGGAUCACUUGGAUCUCCCUAGAGGGCGAAUUAUAGACCGUGAAAUCAACUACUCAGUCCCCAGGAUCUGCCAUGUUUCUAAGGAUGAUUUCCAAUUUACCGCGAUUGCUGACCUGAAUCGUCAACAUUAUAAGUUUGCCACAUUUGGGAUACUUCCUUUCCGUGAUAGAACACCGUACAAUGAUAAUCCAAUAAUCGAGGAGACAGAAAUAGCAGAAGAUGAUCUUCAUAUUCCCUCCAAGGAUUAUGUUUUAUCAGGGCAGUGGGAGCUUGAAGCGCAUGAGGAGAGAAUAUAUGAACUUGGCCAGGGAAUUCAGCCUGAAAUCCUUGCGUUUGCGGAAGCAAGCAUUGAUAAUUCCCCUCCUGGAAGAAAUGGUAUUGGCUCAAACCAAGGAAGUAAAAGAUUUGCUAGCUGUGAAAGGGGCACUUCUAGCCAUUUUAGGAAUACUGCAAAGGCGGAUGUGACAUCCCCUUCAUCUGAGGAAUCAGGAGAAGAUAGUGCUCAACAAUACGAGUCCUCUGAGUCGGAUGAUCAUCCGACACCUCCAGAAGCUGAUUAUGGGGUGAUAUUCAGGAAUUGUCUAUCUGGAGCACAAAUUGAGAAAGUAAACACACUUAUCCAGAAAAUUCAACCUGGAACUGUUGUAUUCGUGGCUACCAUGAGGAAGUGCGAUGUUCAACUGCCUAGCCCUCUUCUGAUCGUCUCUAAGGAACGCGCGCUAGCUGCAGCUGCACGCUUUCCACAUGAAAGUGGGACUGUCACACUUGAGGUGCCAGGCAAGAGCGAGAAGUGGCAGCCAAGGUUCUUCGUGGAAAAAGACGCGUGCAUGCUCGCUGGUAACUGGUUAGACUUCGUAUGCGACAACCAAGUGCAGGAGGAAGACAUAUGUGUCUUCGUACCGGCAAAGGAGGAGGAGAAGUCCAAAUUCAUGGUCCAUAUAAUCAGUGCAGAAGCUACUCGCUCCAGGGGUGUUAAAAGGGCUCGCCCGAGCCAUGAUUCUCCAGUGGUUGUUGAUGAACAAACGGCAAACCCAAGUGUCAUUUAGGAAUGGCAAGCAAUGUAUCGUGGUUAAAGGCUGGAUCAAGUUGGCCUCAGCGGGCCUGCAUUCCGGUGACAUGUAUAUGUGCCUCUUGGAACUGAAGAAGGAGAAGAACAAGACGGAGCUUUACCAUGGUGGUCCAUAUAGUUUCCAGUCUUGCAGAGACCAGUUGUAGUUUGUGUAUUGGCUAGCAGUAGUAGUAGCAUUUUCAGCUGUGCACUGGCUAUUGUCAUGUUCGGGCAAUAUGCAUACAGAAUGUUUAUUCUCGAUAGAAAUAAGAAAACAAUUUUCUCUUUCAUCA
Messenger RNA from Brachypodium distachyon (stiff brome), 2509 nucleotides. RefSeq lists its product as uncharacterized. Gene Ontology annotation, molecular function: DNA binding. The transcript is spliced from 8 exons. The record is from RefSeq and is a predicted model, not a curated record. Lineage: Eukaryota; Viridiplantae; Streptophyta; Magnoliopsida; Poales; Poaceae. The coding region runs from base 187 to 2214 and encodes 675 amino acids.